GAAAUCGACGAAGAAAGUUUCAAUUAUUUGCCUGAUGGAACUACUUUCAUACUGUUGAGAAGUAAUGAGAAAUGGAGAAAACCAGAAGGUACCAUUUUAUUAAUUUUCCACAUAAAUUUUCCUUGCAUAUAAAUAAGUAAACUAAACACUUGCAAAAUCUCCGCCAAGCCCAUGAAAGAGAGGUUUUUUAAGAGACCUCUUAAAUUAGCAAGAGUUUAAACACAGAACUACUUUAAAAAAUGUUGUUUAUUGAAUGAAAGAAAAACAAUUAGCAUAUUUUAGGGUCACCAUAUACAGUUAUGUUGUCUGGAAUAUGUGUAUUUUGUUUAUAAUGAUAAUAAAAUUUUACCUUCAAAGGUAUAUAUUAUUUUGGUUGUCACAAUUAUAAUGGCUGCCCCUAGCGUUGUGUGACAUCCAAGAUAUUAAAGGGCUGUGAAAGGGACUAGGAAAGAAGUUGUGAAAGAACGAAAUUGUUUAGUAGUCAUCAUUUUCAGGUUCCAUUUUGUUGUGCAGUCCCUGUCAUUUAGCAGAUUAUUAGGAAUUAAGCGUUUGUGACACUAGUGACUACACAGGGUUUUCAUAUUUGACUUUUCAGCUACAUGCAGUUUAAUAGUCACAUUUGCAGUACAUACGAUAUCAUAAUAAAAUGUUCUAAGUAUUUCUCCUUUGUUUUCAGACAAAGAUGAGCCAUCCACCGCACCCACUACCAUGUCUACCUGUUUGUCCACCAAGUCAACUCAGCGAACAUUAUCAAAAGAGAGUCUAGGGAAACUUGGACCACCAGUUGAGGUAAUUAAAUCUUUAAUUAAAACCUUUUUUAUUUUACGUGUUCAAGUUAGCUGAUUUCAUGGGUUAACCUACAGAUCUGGAUCUAUUAACUUUUCUGGGACAUAGUUGUGCUAGAUCAGUUAUUCCUGGAAUUUUGUUGUGGCAUUUUCCAGGACUAAAAAGUCUGCUGGAAAACGAAUGAUUAAAUUGGUAGGUCCUGGAAAGUCCUGGAAAUCACUAAAUUUAAGUAAAUGUAAGUGACACUAAAAAAAAUGGCACAAAAUAACUAACUCAGGUGGAGGAAAUUCUCACAAAGUGCGAAAAAGAUGUGUUGAAGAACAAUUAGCUUGUCUAUUUGGAGUCUGGAAAAUCUUCAGGAUUCCUGGAAAAGUUCUGGACAAUUGCUUUUGAAAAAGAGUACGAACCCUGGUUAUUUGUCAUCAUAAAUUUAAAAAAAAGUAAUGUUCCACUUGUGUUGCUUUAUACAUGUACAUGCUGUUUGGAGAAGAUGAACUUGUAAUAUUAUCAUGAACUACACAGUUAAUUAAGCAAUGCAUAAGUUUGAGUUCAAGUUUGAAUUAGAAUGCGCAUUUGAGUUCAGGUCGAGUUGAAAUUCCUAUAAAUCCCAAUAUAAAGGGUAACGUACCAAAAUAUAGUGUAAGCUAACUUAGGCUAACCGGAGUGCUAUUUAUGCUAACUGAAGUGCUAAAACUGAAACUUGUCCCAUGAAUGAUAAUUAAAUUGUAUACCUGCCCGUAAUAUUCAUGUUCACUUACCAAUUAAGAGUGGUUGAAACAGUUUAUAUAUUCUACUUUUAUUUCCGGGAAUUAUAAUUGGUAAAUAAUUCCCUGGUUCCAAUGAUUUUGUGAUCAUAGAUUAGCCAAGAGGACAUACUUAAAGAACAGUUGAAUGCAACAGUUGAUGUUGAGGAAAUACGGAAGGGUAGCCAAAUAUAUGGCAAGGCUGGGGUUUCUGACACACUGACGUCUUACCAGAGAGCCAUCAACCAGGCAGCAUUCGAACUAUGUUCAGCAAAUCCAGUAUUACUGAAGCAUAAAGGGGACCUAUUGCAAGCAGCUAGGAAA
Molecule: messenger RNA, 1853 nt
Organism: Porites lobata
Lineage: Eukaryota; Metazoa; Cnidaria; Anthozoa; Scleractinia; Poritidae
Source: the annotation of a GenBank genome assembly